This is a messenger RNA of Mus musculus (house mouse), 1760 nucleotides long. It is a transcript of the gene Magea3, whose product is annotated as MAGE family member A3. Lineage: Eukaryota; Metazoa; Chordata; Mammalia; Rodentia; Muridae. Gene Ontology annotation, cellular component: cytoplasm. Bases 435 to 1397 code for a protein of 320 amino acids. The transcript is spliced from 5 exons. The record is from RefSeq and is a predicted model, not a curated record.
GGUGUCCUUUGGACUCUGCGCCAUUUUGUUCUGGAGCGUCCUGGAAGGGAGGUCUCCCCGCCGUGCCAGUUGAGAGAGCACCUUGCCAGCCAAUCGUAUCUGGAGACUUUGUGGACUCGAACUAGGCGCCAUUUUGGGAGAAGCCUGAGAUGGGAGAUCGCUCUGCAGUGCCAGUUUAGAUAUAAAGGCUCUACCAUCCCCUCAGAUCCAGGGAUAUUGUGGACUCAGCACCAUUUUGAGAGAGUCCUGGAAAGGAGGUUGCCCUGCCUUGCCAUUUCAGGUCCCUGGUAUCAAGGAGCUGAAAUCUUAGUAAAGCAGAGUUUGACUAGAUUCAUCAGAGGGAAGAUCUCAGGAGUGUCAGGACUGAAGGCCUGUGUGUCCUCCCUGCUGUGAUUGGAACACUAUCCUGCCUACUAUUACCUAGGACAGUCACAAUGGCUGAUUCCCAUAACACCCAAUACUGCAACCUCGAAGAGAGUGCUCAGGCCCAACAGGAAUUAGACAAUGACCAGGAGACCAUGGAGACAUCAGAGGAGGAGGAAGAUACCACCACCUCAAAUAAAGUGUAUGGCAGUGCAAUACCAAGUCCUCCCCAGAGUCCUCAGAGAGCCUACUCUCCCUGUGUGGCACUGGCCUCCAUCCCUGAUAGCCCAUCUGAGGAAGCUUCCAUCAAAGGAUCAGAGGGCCUGGAAGACCCACUUCAUUUGUUGCACAAUGCACAGAACACAAAGGUGUAUGACUUGGUGGACUUUCUGGUUUUAAACUAUCAAAUGAAGGCAUUCACUACCAAAGCAGAAAUGUUGGAAAAUAUUGGUAGAGAGUAUGAGGAGUACUACCCUCUGAUCUUUAGUGAGGCCUCUGAGUGCUUGAAGAUGGUCUUUGGCCUUGACAUGGUAGAAGUGGACUCCUCUGUCCACACCUAUAUGCUUGUCACUGCCCUGGGGAUCACCUAUGAUGGCAUGAUGACUGAUGUCCAGGGUAUGCCCAAGACAGGUAUCCUCAUAGCUGUACUGAGUGUCAUUUUCAUGAAGGGAAACUAUGUCAGUGAGGAGAUUAUCUGGGAAAUGCUGAAUAACAUAGGGUUGUGUGGUGGGAGGGAUCCUUACAUACAUAAAGACCCCAGGAAGCUCAUCUCUGAGGAGUUUGUGCAGGAAGGGUACCUGGAAUACAGGCAGGUGCCCAAUAGUGAUCCCCCUAGCUAUGGGUUCCUGUGGGGCCCAAGGGCUUUUGCAGAAACCAGCAAAAUGAAAGUCUUACAGUUCUUUGCCAGCAUUAAUAAGACUCAUCCCAGAGCCUACCCUGAAAAGUAUGCAGAGGCUUUACAAGAUGAGAUAGACAGGACCAAGACCUGGAUCUUGAACAGAUGCUCCAACUCCUCUGACCUACACACAUUCUAGUGUACUGGCAUUUCCCUUCUAACUCCAGGUCAGACAGAGUCACUGAUUCCAUUGCUGUACCCUCAUUGGACAGCUGGGUGGAGGAGAGCAUAACACAUUCAAUUUUCACUCUGUUUGGGUGAUUUGAGGAGUCUUUGUAGCACAAAAUGUUAAUAAUCGUAGUAUAAGGUCUAAUAAUUUUAGUUUUAAGUGCAUGCAGUGUUAUUUUUUUCCAGCUUUGCUGAAUGUCAUCAUUUUGAAAAGCAGUGGGAAUGACUUGUGUAUUAAUUUGUAAAAUGUCUCAAGAUACUAGUGACAUUGAAAGUAUAAUUUUUGGGCAGUUGAAAAAACAUCAAUGUUUAAAAAAAACAAGAAUUAAAGAUU